AUUAUAUCUUACUGUAAGUCUGUAAGUAUAUUUCAUUUCAAACAAAAUCAGAAACCCUAAUAAUUUCAGGCUCAAAUUCAAUCCAAUGCUUUUCCAACGCAUCAUUUCUCGUAUUCCAGGUCGAAGCACUCUUUCCGGCCACCCUCAUCGGUUCUUCUCCCGGAAUAUUCUUCCGGCCGUAGAGAACAAUGGAAGUCCAGCUCAUGUUCUUCAUAAUGCUUUGCCAAGUUUCUUGGGAAGAGUUGGUUUUGCACAAGCAAAUUCAGUUCCUAGUUCAUUGAAGUUCACAAGUUCUAUACAUUCUGUGGGUCCGAAGGAGUUUGAGAGAGACAUGGACAAUGGACCCAUUGUUACUGAGAAGAAUACUGGAUUCUUGGAAGGUUUAAGUAGAAGAAUAGAAGAUGUAAAUAAGUCACAACCACCUGUGAUCACUCCGCAGAACCCUGGAUUCUUUGAGGGUUUAAGCAGGAGAUUUGUUGACAUGGAUAGGACCCGCGCCCCCACUGAAACGGGACGCGAUGUCAGACCUUUUGGUAGGUAUUUUGGCUCACCUGAAUCUGGUAGGAACAUGAAUUUUGUAAGAGGAAUCAUUAAAGAUAAUCCAAAUGAAAAUUACCGGUCUGGGACAGAGCAAAAUGCAGACAUCGUUCAUAUUAAAAUAAUGCGAAACAACACGUUUGUUACGGUGACAGAUUCUAAGGGGAACAAGAAAAUGGGAGCAUCUACUGGAUCAUUAUCUGGAGCUAAAACAAAAAAGGAAGAUAAAAUAAAAGUUACAAAUAAAUAUUCUGCUGAAGCAACUGCUGAACACGUAGGACGUGUUGCUAGAAGUAUGGGAUUGAAGUCGGUGGUAAUGAAGGUGAAUGGGUUUACAUUUUUCAAAAGGAAGAAGUUGGCGAUUUUGAGUUUUAGAGAUGGAUACACCAACUCAAGAUCUGACAAAAAUCCUAUUGUGUAUAUUGAAGACACAACACGUAAACCUCAUAAUGGAUGCCGACUCAGGAAGCAAAGACGUGUUUAAGACUUGUAGUCAUGAUUUUGUGCCUAUGUUAAGUGCUUGUUAUGCUUUUGUAAGGUUGCCUCUUUCUGGCAAGUGUUUUCUAUAAGAGAUUGUAGUCUUGGAUAUUUAUACAAGUAGCAGUCCAUAAAUUCUUGUCGAAUGGAUCAUCAAAUUGAAUAACAUUUGCAAUAUCAUUUGCUUGAUUGCGUUA
This is a messenger RNA of Erigeron canadensis, 1211 nucleotides long. RefSeq lists its product as uncharacterized. Gene Ontology annotation, molecular function: small ribosomal subunit rRNA binding; mRNA 5'-UTR binding; structural constituent of ribosome. The transcript is spliced from 2 exons. Bases 86 to 1021 code for a protein of 311 amino acids. The record is from RefSeq and is a predicted model, not a curated record. Lineage: Eukaryota; Viridiplantae; Streptophyta; Magnoliopsida; Asterales; Asteraceae. Gene Ontology annotation, cellular component: ribosome; mitochondrial small ribosomal subunit. Gene Ontology annotation, biological process: maturation of SSU-rRNA from tricistronic rRNA transcript (SSU-rRNA, 5.8S rRNA, LSU-rRNA); translation; ribosomal small subunit assembly.